AAAUUAAAGCUUAAAAAACAUACAAACUUGUCAAACAGGGGUUCCCUUUCGGAGUUGCCAGGGGGAAGAAAUAUGCUGUCGGACACGUCCGGAAGCAGCGUGUGUUAGCUAGCCGCGAAUGGACUUCUCUGUUAUGUCUUUUUAGUGCAAUGUCACUCUGUAUUCUCGCAUUAUAUGUAUAUUUUCCCCCUCCAACAUGGUUGGGAAAGCGCUGCGUGUGACCUCGGGACAUUCAUUUGACAGCUUUCUGAAGAUAGAGCAGUAAAGGAAGGAGCAUGUGUGAGCUAACCGGGGUUUUUAAAUGUUAAAGGAGGAUGUUUGUUGACCUUGCUAAGAGCUUGGAGAUACUAUUUGUGGUGAAUUCGUUGUACUGACUAUUCAGAUAUCUUUAUAACAUAUAUGCAAAGUGGAAAGUUGUAGAUUUAUUCACUUAAAGCUAAAAUAAUCGAGUUAAAGCUGCCAUUGUUUUGUUUUUGCUGCUGUAUUCGCUUAGUAAGGGGAUUUAAAGAAUAAUUUCAUCAAAAAUUUGAUGUCAGCAUGAAGUGGCAAGUUUAAGGACCCUUUUAUUGUCAUAUUUCGUGAAUAAUAAGACGCUAUAAUGUCUGUGUGGAGGACAGAAGAAAUCAUGAGACUGGGAAUCCGCUGCUGCAGCCUCAGGUCUCUAUUGCAACAACGCAGCAUCCUGAUAACAACACCUAUCAAAGACAGUUUUUUCCCGAGUACACAGCUGGCACACAAACUGGGUUCAAGGCAGAAGCAGGGGAGUGUUGUCAGGCCAGUGAGGUUUUACUCUCAGGAAAGGAUCCACAGUGAAGAGCUCCUCUCCUCGUCGCCUCCUGCUGAGGUUCCCCCCGAUGAUCCCACCUCAGACCAGCUCCAGAGGACGUCCCCCUUCAUGGACCACCUGCAGCAGUGCAUCUCCCCAUCAGACGUGCUGGACCUCACCUGUCAGUUCACACCCACACCUCGACAGGUCAGCAAAUGUCUCACCUACAUGUGGUCCAGCACCAAGAAGAUGACGGACGAGCAGCGGCGCUACGAGCUGCGGCUGAUGUUCGAGAGUCCUGCGUUCGACCUGCUGCUUCAGAAGGCCAUGAAGAACGUGGGGAACCUGCGCAAUGAGGACUUGGCGUACUCUCUUUUGAGUAUGGUCAAACUUGGGGUUCCUCAACGCAGCCGGGUCGUCCAGACUUUCCUCCGAGCCUGCCAGGAGAGGCUGAACGACUUCAAUGAGAAGGGGCUGUCCAUCCUGUCCUCCUGUCUGGAACACAUGGAGAGCUGCCCUAAUGUGUCAGCACUGAAGGACGGCAUGAGGCUGGUGGCGAAGGUCAAACUUAAUGAUAUACAGAACGUGGUCGCUCUCCAAACCAUGAUGCGUCUGCUGGGGAAAGAUGCUCCGCUGGACUUCAAACGCAAGCUAGAGAUGAAGGCUCUCUCAAUGCAGGACCAGUUCAGCCUCCCUAACUCUCAGCACAUGAUCUCCACUAUGGCCACAAUGGGCUUCCGCUCCAAACCUCUCCUGGAGGUCUGCACCAAGAAGAUCCGAGAAAACCUUCACACCAUCCCGUUCAGCCGAUUAUUCAAGGUCCUGCAGUCCUGCUCGGAGCUGCACUACAGAGACCCGGAGCUGCUGAUGGACAUUUCAGAAUAUGUGGCAUCUGUGAUUGACAUCUGGAGCAACAAGCAGGCGGUCCUCUUCCUCUAUAGUUUCGAGAAACUCGGCUUCUCUCCUGAUGCUUUAAUGAAGGCGUUUGCAGAGAAGGUGAUCGCAGAUCCAGAUGUUCUGAUGCUGAAAGACCUCCUCUGCGUCCUGAAAGUGUACUCUUCUCUGAACUACGACCUGCAGCAGCAGAGACAGCAGUUCCUGGAGAGCCUCAGCCAGGUGGUUGAGUCUUAUCUCCCUAAGAUGUCCCGGUUUGAGUUAUUGAGGGUUGUUCACUAUCUGUGUCUGCUGGGUCACUUCCCUCCUGCACCGCUAGAGCUGCUCCUGCAGGACGGCACACUGGAGCACUUAAAGACGACUCCGCCAAAGUUCAUCCCAAAACAGGAGAAGCUGCUCCGGGUGGUGGACUUGUGCCUCCGUCUUGACCGUCCUCCAGUCCCUCAGCCUCUCACGGUCCCCUCAUCCAUCCUGGGAGACCUCACCCCCAUCCGCUCAUCUGUCAGCCCUUUGCUCUCUGAUUGUCUGCGGGAGGUGUUGGAGGACCAGGUGGACACAGAGCUGCAGGAAGCGGUGCUGGAGGAGGACUUCUACUUCAUUGACGCCGUGAUCACCAAACCUCCAUCGUGCCAGACGUCUGUGACUGAAGCUAGUUCUGCAGGAGACGAGGCCUCUCCAGUAGAGAGCAGUCACAGAGUUGCAGUUUUUUGCGCGAUACCGUCUAACUUUUGCUUCGGUACCUCUCGGCCCUGUGGUCCUCUGGCUGCUAAGAUCCGCCACCUGAGGAUUCUGGGAUACAAGCCUGUCGUGGUGGUGGAGCACAAGCUGCACUCUCUGUCUAAGGAGGAGAGGACAGAGUUUCUAAGGGGACUAAUUUUUCCAGAACACCACAGAUCUGAUGUGAACUGAAAUGGAGCAACUGGAAUCCUGAGGAUAAAUGUGCAAAUAUUAAAAACACAGACUUUGUUGCACCAUUCAAAACUUUGUAAACAAGUGAAUAAAUAUGAUAUAAAGAAUCUGA
Messenger RNA from Notolabrus celidotus (New Zealand spotty), 2681 nucleotides. RefSeq names its product FAST kinase domains 2 (gene fastkd2). Gene Ontology annotation, molecular function: RNA binding. The coding region runs from base 599 to 2569 and encodes 656 amino acids. Gene Ontology annotation, cellular component: mitochondrial matrix; ribonucleoprotein granule. The transcript is spliced from 11 exons. Gene Ontology annotation, biological process: regulation of mitochondrial mRNA stability; mitochondrial RNA processing. Lineage: Eukaryota; Metazoa; Chordata; Actinopteri; Labriformes; Labridae. The record is from RefSeq and is a predicted model, not a curated record.